GGGAGACAUACAUAAUCCCACACAGGUUGCCCCAAUGGCGUACAUACACCAGAGUGCGCCAUGGCCCGAAGGGGGAUACAUCUUGCUUCCCUCGGAGUUCCCUUCCCUCUUCCCGACUUCAUCUGAAGAAGGACGAGGAAAGCCUUGUCCAGUUUACAACUAACGACCUCCGAGAUGCCCGCCGUCAGCCCAACAAUGCUCGGAGCUCGGCACUCCGACGCAAACCCGGGCAGUGGCGAGGACCCUCUCCUUCCCGGGACCAGCAAUACGGUUGCGUGGACCGUAGCGGCCAUCGUGGGCGGCGUCCUCGUCCUGGGGAGCGCGCUUGCCCUGGUCGUCAUCCACUACAACCGACGCCGAGGGGCCCGAAGACGUCAAGAAGAACUCCCGUUUCUGGCAGGAUACGAGCCCUUCAAGAGGCGGAAGGUGAGCGAGGCCGGCCUGUCCCAGGAAGAGGAGGAGCGCCGGGCGCAGCUCAUCCGCAAGUCCCUGGCCGCACGGUCGGCGCGGUCGUCGCGGUCCUCCGACUCUUGGGCGAGCCGGUCGUCGUGCUCCACCAUGGCAGCGCUGGAGCAGGUGGACAGGGAGCUCGAGGAGAUGGAGCGGCGCGAGUCGACGAGGUUGAAGGACGACUGGAAGAGGUGGGAAGCCCGGAUCCGGGCGGAGCGGUCCAUGUCGUGCGGCCAACACCCCGCAGUCAGCGCGGCGGCCGACAGCGCCGCCGUGCCCAUCCUCGCCGUGCCCACGCCAUCGAGACACCCUUCGCAGGGCCGCGCGUGGUCUCAGAGCCCUCCACCGCCCGCCAGCCCGCCACCGCUACCUGCCAGACAUCCCGGCCGAGUUUUCCGAGACUGAACAGCACUCUCGGCGAGAACUGGAAGCUCGACGAAUGACGAAGACCCGAAGCUCGAUGAGGCUCCUCGCGACAACAAGACGAGGAGCCCCGUUGGCCCGGCCACUACCGAAGAAGCACCCGGAAGCAAAACUCAAAAGCGGCGUUCUGUUGGCCCUGGUCAGUCGGCACCCCAUUCGUGGACACGGCAACUUCAAAUCUGCGGCGCCUGUGACUGGGUGGGCGGCGUCAUGAUCGAAAUGACG
Molecule: messenger RNA, 1098 nt
Organism: Thermothelomyces thermophilus ATCC 42464
Lineage: Eukaryota; Fungi; Ascomycota; Sordariomycetes; Sordariales; Chaetomiaceae
Exons: 1
Coding region: 196-855 (219 amino acids)
Source: RefSeq, a predicted model, not a curated record